GUGACCGCGUUUCAUAACCAGCCGGUGUCUGUCGGUGUGCGUCCCUCCUUUCCCCCCCCCCCAGAGGAUCAGAAAUGGCAGCGAUCAGGACUCUCAGGAAGCUGUGCCAGCACGUCCAGCACCACGUCUGCAGCCUGCACACGUCCGCCCCCAGGGCAGAGGCGGUGGUCAUCUCAGGGAGGAAGCUGGCCCGUCAGAUCCGGGAAGAAACCCGGGCCGACGUGGAGCAGUGGGUCUUGGCUGGCAACAAGAGACCCCACCUGAGUGUCAUUCUGGUGGGAGACAACCCAGCCAGUCACUCCUACGUUCUCAAUAAGACUCGGGCUGCAGCCGACAUCGGAAUCUCAAGUGAGACAAUUCUCAAACACUCAGAGAUCAGUGAGGAGGAGUUACUGGAUCUAAUUUUUAAGCUCAACACCGACCCUCGUGUGGACGGGCUGCUGGUCCAGCUGCCUCUGCCAGACCACAUUGACGAGCGCACGGUCUGCAACGCGGUGGCUCCUAACAAGGACGUGGACGGCUUCCACGUAGUCAACGUAGGCCGCAUGUGCCUGGAUCAAUCCACCAUGCUUCCCGCCACUCCCUGGGGAGUCUGGGAAAUUAUCAAGCGCACAGGCAUUCCUACCUUUGGGAAGAAUGUUGUCGUUGCAGGACGCUCCAAGAACGUCGGCAUGCCCAUCGCCAUGCUACUUCACACAGACGGCAGUCAUGAGAGGCCCGGAGGUGACGCCACAGUCACCAUUUCUCACCGUUACACUCCAAAGGAACAACUUUGCCAGCACACUAAAAUAGCCGACAUCGUCGUGGCUGCUGCAGGAAUUCCCAACCUGAUCACAGCGGACAUGAUCAAAGAGGGAGCUGCCGUGAUCGACGUCGGAAUAAACCGGGUGCAGGACCCCGUCACUGGGAAGAGCAGACUGGUCGGAGAUGUGGAUUUUGAAGCUGUGAAGAAGAAGGCGGGAUUCAUUACCCCGGUUCCCGGAGGAGUCGGACCCAUGACCGUGGCCAUGCUGAUGAAGAACACCGUCAAAGCUGCCAAAAGCGUCCUGCAGUUCCCCCCGGAGAGGAUCCGCCUGGCGGUCGCGUCCUAAUGGGGCCACACAGUAAACCUGUGACGCAUUCCUCCCAGCACCACCCACUCGUUUUCUGACUCGGAGCGGCACAGUGAGCUCCACUUUGCACACAGAGCGACAAGAUGCUCGCUUGGAGGCUCCUGUUUCUGUUCCUCAAGUUCGUCCAAUUUUAGCCUGUUACACUAACUCAUGCAACUGCAUGUGCUUUGUAACAGUAUUUAUCAUUUGCAAUGUAUGUCUUUGAUGGGUUUUAAAGAGAGAUUGUUUCUAUUUAUUGCUACAGAGACAGUAUUUUACACAUGAUUGAAGACUUGUGGCAGUAUAUGACUCUACGCAGUGAAGCAGAGUGACUGAGCCCUGCUUUCCUGCUUUUUUUUUUUUUCAGUUAGUUUAGCCUCAUGUAAGUGUGCAUUAAGGGCUAUAAGGAGCAAGAUUGUUUAUUGAAAUACGAGCUUUAAAGAUUCACCUAUGCCUUGCAAAAACAAUAAAAGUAUUGCAUUUUUCUUCUCA
Fundulus heteroclitus (mummichog) is the source of this 1583-nucleotide messenger RNA. It is a transcript of the gene mthfd2, whose product is annotated as methylenetetrahydrofolate dehydrogenase (NADP+ dependent) 2, methenyltetrahydrofolate cyclohydrolase. The record is from RefSeq and is a predicted model, not a curated record. Gene Ontology annotation, molecular function: methenyltetrahydrofolate cyclohydrolase activity; methylenetetrahydrofolate dehydrogenase (NADP+) activity; methylenetetrahydrofolate dehydrogenase (NAD+) activity. Gene Ontology annotation, biological process: tetrahydrofolate interconversion. The coding region runs from base 75 to 1091 and encodes 338 amino acids. NCBI's taxonomy places the organism in Eukaryota, Metazoa, Chordata, Actinopteri, Cyprinodontiformes, Fundulidae. The transcript has 8 exons. Gene Ontology annotation, cellular component: mitochondrion.